AGAUUCCAAACAUGUCGGACUUCAAGUUGGCAGUGAAUGAGAACAACAAGGCCACAGAAUUGCCACUGCUCCGGGUGUGUGGGACUGUUCAGCAGAACCCACACAUGCGAGCAUUCUGGGCCUCAACGAUUUCUUUCUUUCUGGCGUUCCUGGGCUGGUUUGCCUUGGCACCUUUGGGGCUGGAGGUAGCCACCAGCAUGGGCCAAUGUGAGAAUCAACUGUACCCCACCGCCGAGUACCCCAAGAGGGUGGCCUACCUGAAGUACAAGAACCUCAAGAGUGGCCUUGAGUAUUGCCAAUAUGGCAAGGUUCUGGACUCCAAUGAUGCGCCCACCGAUUGCCAGCCAGUGCCUGCUGACAAACUGCUGACUGGAACUGAUGAGGAAAAGCUUCAGUACCGACCUGCAGUGCUGGCCAAGUGCGUUUGCACCACAGGGACUUCAUGCAAUGGCAUGAUUGCCAACGCAGGAGUGGCAGCUGUGGCCUCGACAAUCUUUGUCCGCAUUGCCCUUGGCACCUUGCUGGAACGCUUUGGCCCAGUGAAUGUUCAAAGCGGCCUGCUAUCCUUUGGAGCGUUUUGGGUUGCAAUGGCUGCUGCCAUUUCAGCACCAUGGAACUACACCUUGAUCCGAUUUUUCAUUGGGUGUGCCGGUGCCACAUUCGUGACCAAUCAGUUCUGGUGCUCGCUCAUGUUCGCUCCCAAUGUUAUUGGCACUGCCAAUGCCACCGCAGCAGGCUGGGGCAACUUGGGUGGUGGUGUGACCCAAAUCUUCAUGAUUUCGGUCCUCUUCAACCCAAUGGUGGAUUCUGGUAUGCUGCCAGACACCGCUUGGCGAGUGGCCAUGGUUGUUCCGGCGGUCCUUUUUGUUGUUUGCGCCGUCAGCAUGAAGCUCUUGUGCUGGGACACCCCCACAGCCAAGCGUUUCGAUGUAGCGGUGACUGGCAAGACACAGAAGCCGUCUUUGUGGGACUACGUUGAGGUCCUGAAGGAUGUCCGAGUCCUGGUGAUGAUCAUGCAGUAUUCGGCAUGCUUCGGAACUGAGCUCGCGAUGAACAAUCAAUUGGCGACCCACUUCAGGACCUACUUCCAAAUGGCUGCGGCAGAUGCUUCCGCCUUGGCGGGAGCAUUUGGCUUGAUGAACCUCUUUGCCCGGUCCCUGGGGGGAAUCACCAGUGACCUCCUGUUCAAGUAUAUCGGCUUCCGUGGCCGCAUUUGGGCGCAGUUCUUGUCCCUCUUCUUCGAGGCCAUCUUCCUGUUCUGCUUCGGCUUGGUGGACAACUCUCAGCCAUGGUAUGUUGCGUUAGCAGUGCUCGUCUUCUUCUCCCUUUUUGUCCAGAUGGCGGAAGGGACCAGCUACGGCAUUGUGCCCUUCAUGAACAAGCAGCAACUCGCGAUUGUGUCCGCUUUGGUGGGUGCAGGCGGAAACUUGGGAGCCGUCAUUGCCGGCUUCUGCUUCUACCGGCCCAUUGAUGAUCCACUGCUUCCAUUCCAGGUCCAUGCCGGCUACGUCAUGUUCUGGGCCUUGUUGUCUCCUUGCUACUACUGGAGCGAGCAUGGUGGCAUGUUCCAUGGACCAGCCGUGGUGCAGAAAUCUGAGCCCAAGGUGGAAGCUGCAGAGACCGCUGUGUAGACAUUAGCUCGGCAUGGAUUCCAUCGAGUUUCUUUGCCAACUUUCCGACAUGAGCUGUUUGAGACGCUUGUGGGGUGCUUUGGUCCCAAGGACACCGAAGUUCAAUAGCAACUAAAGACACGAAGUCUUUCUUAGUUGUUUGAAGGCCCUUGUAUGGAGUGCAGGGCCUCGCAACAUCAGUUGGCAGACAAACUUUGUGGUGGAAACCACCACAAGCAGCUGUCAUCGAGAAAAAGCACGUCUAGAUCGUCUCAAUAUUUUUCAAAGUUCGGCGGAGCCCCUCUUCAUGUUGUAAGAGGCUCUCCACCAUAGUGUAAGCUAACAUAUGCCGUAGGGCUAAUGUGAGUGGACCUCUGGAAAGCAGAUGCACCAACAGCGGAAUGCAAAC
Effrenium voratum is the source of this 2019-nucleotide messenger RNA. NCBI's taxonomy places the organism in Eukaryota, Dinophyceae, Suessiales, Symbiodiniaceae. The record is from the annotation of a GenBank genome assembly.